This is a messenger RNA of Quercus robur (English oak), 696 nucleotides long. RefSeq lists its product as uncharacterized. The record is from RefSeq and is a predicted model, not a curated record. The transcript has a single exon. Bases 1 to 696 code for a protein of 231 amino acids. NCBI's taxonomy places the organism in Eukaryota, Viridiplantae, Streptophyta, Magnoliopsida, Fagales, Fagaceae.
AUGACACCAUUUGAGGUGGUCUAUGGGCGAUCUCCACCAACGAUUCACAGAUAUGAGCAUGGAACUACCGCAGUGGCGCAAGUUGAGAACACUUUGGGACAAAGAGAUGAGAUAUUAAAGCAGCUAAGGGAGAAUUUAGUGGAAGCCCAACAUCGGAUGAAAUUGUAUGAAGACCGCCACCGUCGUGAGCUAGAGUUUCAACCGGGUGAAAUGGUUUAUCUGAAGUUACAGCCCUUUCGGCAAAUGUCCCUAAGAGUACGAGGGAAUAUGAAGCUCUCACUGCGUUUUUAUGGACCUUAUCAAAUUGUUGAGCGGUUGGGGAAGGUGGCUUAUCGAUUGGAGUUGCCGACCCAUUCUCGGUUACAUCCGGUCUUUCAUGUCUCGCAGUUAAAAAAGAAGCUAGGACAUUUUGAUCGUGUAGCACUAGAGUUACCUAAAGUGGGGGACAAUGGCACAAUGGUCUUGGAGCCCAAACGUAUAAUUGAUUUUCGUUGGGUUAAGAAUGGCAAGAAGGUGUUGCACGAAGCCUUGGUGCAGUGGGUUGGAGCCAGUGAGGAAGAUGCCACGUGGGAGCCCUAUGAUGCACUCCAGCAACAAUUUUCAAAUUUAAAUCUUGAGGACAAGAUUUUUCUUCAAGGGGAGGGGAAUGUUGUGUCCCAAAGCCUUGUGGCUGGAUUACAUUCACCUGCUGAGUAG